Molecule: messenger RNA, 765 nt
Organism: Nanorana parkeri
Lineage: Eukaryota; Metazoa; Chordata; Amphibia; Anura; Dicroglossidae
Gene: CACFD1
Product: calcium channel flower domain containing 1
Exons: 5
Coding region: 2-502 (166 amino acids)
Biological process (GO): vesicle-mediated transport
Cellular component (GO): membrane
Source: RefSeq, a predicted model, not a curated record
GAUGAGUACGGUGGAGCCAGACGCUGCGGCACAGGAGAACUCCACAACCUCCCAGGAUGAUGGCAUGACUUGGUGGUACCGUCUGCUGUGCCGGCUCGCUGGCGUUGUGGGCGGUAUAUCCUGUGCUGUGGCGGGCCUGUGGAAUUGCAUCACCAUCAAUCCAUUGAAUAUUGCGGCUGGCGUGUUUAUGAUGGUGAAUGCACUUGUUCUGUUUCUCUGCGAGGCUCCAUUUUGCUGCCAGUUCAUCGAAUUUGCAAACACUGUCUCUGAAAAAGUCGACCGUUUGCGGCCAUGGCAGAAGGCCCUGUUUUACUGCGGGAUGGCGCUGUUUCCCGUUUUCCUGAGCUUCACCAUUACCACCCUCUUCGGUAACGCUAUCGCAUUUGCAACUGGAGUUUUAUAUGGGCUGUCUGCACUUGGGAAGAAGGGUGAUGCAGUUUCUUACGCCAAGCUUCAGCAGCAGAAGAAGCAGACAGAUGAAGAGAAGCAGGCCGGAACAUAAAUAAUUCCGAGCCUCACGCCUAGUCUUCUGUAGUUUUAACCAAUUCCGUUUUUUUUGUUUUUUGACGUGAUCUUUUAAAGACUUUUGGAUCCUGUGUGAACCUCUUUGCAUCUCAGAAUGGAGCUUGCAGUCAUUUUUUAUAACUGACGGUCUAGUUUUAUAACAAGCUUCAGAUUUUGGAACUCUUACUGGCAAACAUUACAAGUUUUGUCAAGCACAAAAAGGGAAAUCUCGCGUCGUCUUCAGAUUCUGAUUGUAAAAAG